AUGGUUGCCGCAGCACCUAUUCCUACAAGUGACGAAGGAGACAUUCUCAGUGGCAAUCAAGUUGUUGUACCUAUAAGUCUACCAAUUACUGUUAGCGGAACUGCUGUUGGUGUUCUUGGUACAGCUGAUUCUAAA
Messenger RNA from Ambispora gerdemannii, 135 nucleotides. NCBI's taxonomy places the organism in Eukaryota, Fungi, Glomeromycota, Glomeromycetes, Archaeosporales, Ambisporaceae. The record is from the annotation of a GenBank genome assembly.